UUCUGCCAGCCAGUCUGUAAUCCGUUCAUGAUGUUGGUGGUUCAUAAAAUUACUGGGAAUAUAUUGAAAGUAUGAAAACAUAGGAUGUUUUAUUUUUCUCGUUCAUUCAAUGUGGACAUAUUUGAAAUUGCACUUGUCCAAAAUAUACAGGUGAGAGAGGGCGGCUAUGACCAAAAGGUGAACGAGAUCGGGCAAAAGACAUGGGGAAUCAUGAAAGGCGUUAUGGCGAUAGCAUCACAAAAGGUCGAGGAAUACACCAAAGAGGGAGGUAUCAGCAACUGGAAAGGGGAUAAUUGGCAAAAUAACUACAACACACAGAAUGGCCACUACCAAAAUUUUGGACAGGGGAGCAAGGGCUUUGAUAAUAAUUCUUUCAAAAACCAUUCGAACAGAAAUUACAGCUCCGUCAGCUCGUGGGACGAUUGGGACGACAAGAAUCAGAAGGAAGAGCCUAAUAAUAAAAACGGGAAUCAUGGUGGUGAUAAUUGGGCCGGUUGGGAUGAUGUCAAGAAUGAGAGUGAUAACGGUUACUACAACGAAAGCUCAGCAAGCAAGGAUAUCGGUCAUAAGUCUGGCUCUUUGUGGGCAGAGGGCGGCUUCGUCUAAAAAUGUCCCUUCUGUAAUUUUUGGGUAAAAUGCAGGUAGCCACCCUCAUUUCUUUGCUCUUUGUGUGUAUUUUUAUUAUUGAUUUAUGACAUGGGACUAAUUGUCCUACGUCCGCGGUAACAGCCAAGAAAAAGAACUGUAAUUAAUCGUUAUUAUUAUUCUUUGUAAGAAACUGUACUUAAAUUUUAUAAUUGUUCUAUUAGUUUCAUUUGCAUGGGAACAUUUCCUUUUGUUA
Messenger RNA from Asparagus officinalis (garden asparagus), 841 nucleotides. Its product is annotated as ADP-ribosylation factor GTPase-activating protein AGD7-like. NCBI's taxonomy places the organism in Eukaryota, Viridiplantae, Streptophyta, Magnoliopsida, Asparagales, Asparagaceae. Gene Ontology annotation, molecular function: GTPase activator activity. The transcript has a single exon. Gene Ontology annotation, biological process: vesicle-mediated transport. The record is from RefSeq and is a predicted model, not a curated record. Bases 85 to 606 code for a protein of 173 amino acids.